UUUACCGAGGAGCCUCGGCGGAGCGGCGAGCGGAGGAGGAUGCCGACACGGCGCCGUUGAAAGGUCCCUCCAGAACCUUGUGGUGUCAUUGCAUCCAAUCUUGCAUAGCCAGAACUCCGUCUCAUCAAGCGCACGGAUGGUCUGGAGAAACUCCCGUUAAAAAAUUGGGAUAAGGAGACCUCAGAGAUCCUGAGGCCGCCAUUGGCUGAGAGUUUGAAAACACCUGCCUGCGGAAACAGCACCUCUGCCCUACUGACAUGGCUGACAUGGGGAGAGGCCUGGCAGUCAGCCGGCCAUUAGCAUUUGCCACCGAAGAGCAGCGGGCAGUUCACUCCUGGUCACGUAUCUCCUCCGCGGGACAGACUGUCCUCUUGGAGGCACUGCAGAUACUCAGUCCUAUGUCCCAGGAUCUCUCAAACACAGAGGAGUUGGUGGCUUUCUUGCAGGAGCUGAGCCAGGAGGGUCACAAGCCCACCGUGCUACAAAGCAAAGACGUCUAUGGCUACCGCUCCUGCAUGAGCCAACCGCUGACAGAGAUCAGACUCAAGUCCCUUAAUGACAGAACCCAAAAACAAACUGUCAAGAGGAAGGGGAAAAGGUCCCUGACCAAGAAGAGGGAGGUACAUCCCUCUUGGAGUAUGUGCGAGAAGAGCAACCCCCGGAUUCAAGGGACUCGUCCUCCAGAACUUCUGGAGGAGCAACAAACUGUUGUCUGUAGUAAAACUACCUUGCAGCUCAAAGAGGCGUCCCUGCUGUCCCAGGCACAGCCAUGCUUGAGACUGACCAACAUUCAGGGCAUGUCAGGCUUCCACACGGCCAGGCUUCAGAUUCACACCACCUGGGACUCCUCAGCAGAGCCUACCCUCAUCCCUGGUGCUCAACAGCAGCACCCUCCUCUGCUUUCAGGAAUACCAUCACAGCCUUCGCAAGGUGGUGGGGGGGCUGUGGCCUUGUUCAGCCAGAGGAGUUUGUCCUGCCCUGUCCGGCUGGACGGAGCUCUCAUCGGAGACUCCGCCCCAGUGCUCCGCUCCAAUGGCAGGGCUUUCCCAGAGACUCACACUGAGCUAUCCAGUAAUGGCUGGAGGGGCAAUGGGGCCCACCGGUCCCGGAGAGGCCCCAAAGAAGAUGGCCAGAGGACCAGUCUGAGGUGGAAAGUGAUUAAGGUGGACAACUCUCGCUCAGUCACAGAGGCUCGGAAAAAAGCCCAAAAGAUCCUCCAGGUGAAUCUGUCACCAGUGAUCCAGAUCCAACCGUUUGUUUUCAGAGACUGCAGACAAAAUGCUCCUCCUCAUUAGCAGAUGUUGCGGUUUCACAUCCGUGAGAUGUGGUCACACACCUCUGACUUCCUGGUUGGGCCCAGUGGUCAUAGUAGAGGUCUUUAAUGAGCUUAUGUCAACUCAACAGGUCUGCCAUACUGCAGUCAGCAUCUGUCAGUCUUAAGUUUAACAAUUGAGAGUGAUGUUCUGGCUUGUUAAGGGCGUCAGGGAAUAAAAGGGUUGAGCGAUUUGGAUGGAAGAUGACUCUUGUCCUGUUAAUGCUGGGAAUUGCUGCUGAAUUACAUUCGUAGCCAGUAAGUUGGUUGACUGUAGCGGCCUUAUCAGCAGGUAACCCAUUAUCAUCUAUUAGUCUAUUUUAAACAUUUAGUUCACUGUUAGAACUACAGAAGUCUGGUUGAUUUGAGGUAGAAGCAGCUACUGCGACCCGUUUCCACCAACCUGUGUGUCUACCAAGCAGCACUGGAUCAGCUAGCAGCACUGAACAUAGGCUUGUACAAAGUGUUGGGUGUUGCUUCUGCUGCUGUGAGGAGACCUGUCAGUGGUCUCCUCUAUUUGAAAUCAGGCCAUCUUGUUGAAGUUGAAAUGAUUAAAAUUUAGGUGCUUUAAACCUCUUAAGCUACCAGUGCUGUGGGAGCACGUGACAGUGAGGUGGGGGUCGGCAGUGGAUGGUCGUCCUCCUGGCUCUGCUGGUUCCAGUGGCUUAGUUCUAACUAGUUGUUUGAAAACCUGCAAUCUGGCAAAAACAUGUUUCCUUUUAGAACAAAGCAUUGAAAGUUUGUCUUCCUUUUUGUAUGUUCUCCACAUUUUCUUGGGAAAUGGGAGAUAGGAACUCUGGGAGCACUGGAUAGCAAAUGCUGCAGCAGGGAGUUGAUCCCCCUAACCCCAAAGGAGGAUUUGUACGCCCAUUCCCUUAUCUGACUGUUGAGUGGAAGGAUCCUCACUGGUUCACUGCUUCAGAUUCACCAGUGCUUGUGUGAAUUCUGUAUGAGGUGUGAUUUUAGGACGUGUCUGUCUGUAAGGGGAACCGGAGCUUCUUCUUUUUUUUUCGUCAAUUUUACGAGCUGCAGGGAGCGGCGUUGAGUUUGUUCUGGUCAUCCAUGACCGACUUCUCUCCUCAGUAACUUAACUGUCAAACAAUUCCAGCUCGAGUGAAACAACUGUGACGAAGUUCUCGGCAGCAUUUUGGCAGUUUGAGAGUUUGACAGUACUUCGUUGUAGCUCAUUUAAAAAACAAACAUGUUCUUCUGUCCAUUUGCAGAAUAAUUUGAAGUCAACUUACCAUCUUAAUGCGUUUAUUUGCAUCACGCAGUCAUUUCUGAGGCAGACUUUUACAGAGGACACCUGUUGUUGUUUUUUACAGGCGCUAUCUUUGCAUCGUCUUCGCUAAUUGACACAAUAAUGGCUUUCUUUUCUCCUUACAGUUCUUUCUCCAUUCAUUAAACUUCCCUGUCCAGUUUGAACCCCUCCCCCCGGGGUCGUGCUUCUGAGAGCACGUCUGCCCCUCCAGGUCAGACGGUGCCAAAUCUGCCUUGUGUGAAGUUCAGAUGUUUUGUCUCCACUGUGGUAGCAAACCUGUUCAGGCGGCCGUUGGUGGGGAGCUGCGGUUGCAUUUCGCUGUGAUUGUUGUGUUCAGUUGUUUGGGCCAAACACCAUUCCACACAACAGACGUUUUAAACGCAGAUUGUCACUUUUUAUUUUGGUGAGUUCUUAGCGGGUUGGAGAACUUGUCUGGACACUUGGCUGAGGAGACAGAUUUUACGCUCCUGGUUGAGAUUCCUGAAUUGAAAGUAAACAGUAACCAAAAUUAAUCUCGAGUUUCAAGAAACCAAAUGUGAGAAAUGUUCAAAUAUCCAGAGUUCGUGUUUGACUUGUACAUUUAAUUUUCGGAAACCUCUCACGACUUCAGUGUAAUUCUGUCCUCUUGCCAGCCAUCUUUGUCAAACAUUCAGUCCCUUUUUUAGCUUUUCUUUGUGCAACACUUGUACAGUAUAUUUCCUACAUGGUCUUUGAAAAACAAUUUGCUGAAUAAAACU
Lampris incognitus (smalleye Pacific opah) is the source of this 3310-nucleotide messenger RNA. RefSeq names its product coiled-coil domain containing 71 (gene ccdc71). NCBI's taxonomy places the organism in Eukaryota, Metazoa, Chordata, Actinopteri, Lampriformes, Lampridae. The coding region runs from base 258 to 1295 and encodes 345 amino acids. The record is from RefSeq and is a predicted model, not a curated record. The transcript is spliced from 3 exons.